Pelecanus crispus (Dalmatian pelican) is the source of this 4748-nucleotide messenger RNA. The record is from RefSeq and is a predicted model, not a curated record. Lineage: Eukaryota; Metazoa; Chordata; Aves; Pelecaniformes; Pelecanidae.
ACCAACCCCAGGAAGCCGUGUUCAGCGGUGACCAUGUUGAACACGCAGAGGAUGGAGAAUGGCAGCGCUCUACUUCAACUACCUCAUCUCAGAGUGAGCGGGCAGAGCGACUCUUGCAGAACCAGCACAAGAGCCUGGCCUCUGAGGACACCAAAAAGAAGAGGGCUCAGAAACCAUCUCACAUGCGGAGGAACAUAAGAAAGCUCUUGCGUGAGGACCAACUGGAAGCCGUGACAAAAGCAGCCCAGCAGGAAGAGUUGGAGAGAAGGAAAAGGCUAGAGCAGCAGCGGAAGGAUUAUCCAGCCACUAUCCCAACUGUACCCCUAGAGUUUCUUCCUGAAGACAUUGUUUUCAGAACAGCAGAGGCUACCCAGCUCCCUCCUCAGGUCCUGGCUGAGGAAGUGAUCUGCUUAGAUAGUACCAGCAGUGGCAGUGAAGAUGAUGCUAAAGGAAAAAAUAGCAUUAAAGAUGAAGUGAUUGAGCUGAGUUCAGGAGAGGAUGAUGCCCUCCAAAUUGUGGACAGCAGCGACUCUGGCAAUGAAGGGGAGGAGGAUGGCAGUGAAGAGAGCAGUGGCUCUCAUGUGAAUGAUGCCUUAAAUCAGUCAGAUGCUCUGGGGCAAGUCAUUGUCAACAUCAAUCAUCCACCAAAUGAGGAGGACAUUUUCCUGGCUCCCCAGCUUGCACAUGCAGUAAAACCCCAUCAGAUUGGUGGGAUCCGAUUCCUGUAUGACAACUUGGUUGAGUCCUUGGAGAGAUUUAAAACCAGCAGUGGGUUUGGGUGUAUUUUAGCGCAUAGCAUGGGCCUGGGCAAGACCAUACAAGUCAUCUCUUUCUUGGAUGUACUUUUUCGGCACACAGAGGCAAAGACUGUUCUUGCCAUUGUACCUGUGAAUACGCUCCAAAACUGGCUAGCAGAAUUCAACAUGUGGCUCCCACCCCCCGUUUUUCCUGCUGAUUAUAACCCCAAAGACGUCCAGCCCCGCACCUUCAAAGUCCACAUCCUGAAUGAUGAACACAAGACAACAGCUGCACGUGCAAAGGUGGUGAAUGACUGGGUGAUAGAGGGUGGUGUGCUGCUGAUGGGAUAUGAGAUGUACCGUCUCCUCUCACUGAAGAAGUCCUUUGCCACUGGCAGGAAGAAGAAAACAAAGAAACAAGCUGGCCCUGUCAUCAUUGACUUGGAUGAGGAAGACCGGCAGCAAGAGCUUCUGAAAGGGAUUGAGAAAGCUUUGUCUCGCCCUGGCCCAGAUGUGGUUAUUUGUGAUGAGGGACACCGGAUAAAGAACUGCCAUGCCAGCACUUCGCAGGCCCUGAAGAACAUCCGCUCCCGCCGGCGGGUGGUGCUGACUGGCUACCCACUCCAGAACAACCUCAUUGAGUAUUGGUGCAUGGUAGACUUUGUCCGACCUGACUUUCUAGGCUCACGGCAGGAAUUCAGCAACAUGUUUGAGCGCCCUAUCUUGAAUGGGCAGUGUAUUGACAGCACCCCUCAAGAUGUCCGUCUCAUGAGGUAUCGCAGUCAUGUCCUGCAUAGCCUGCUGGAAGGCUUUGUGCAGCGGCGAGGCCACAAUGUGCUGAAGGUUCAGCUCCCAUCUAAGGAAGAGCAUGUAAUUUUGGUACGUCUUUCAAAGAUCCAGCGGGCCCUUUAUACGGAGUUCAUGAACCGGUUCCGAGAUGCAGGCAACAGUGGCUGGCUGGGACUGAACCCACUCAAAGCUUUCUGUGUCUGUUGUAAGAUCUGGAACCAUCCAGAUGUGUUGUAUGAAGCUCUGCAAAAGGAGAAUCUGGCAAACGAGCAGGAUUUGGACGUGGAUGACCUUGGCACAGCAAGUACUAAUUCCCGCUGCCAGCCUCAGGGAAUUAAAGUCAAAACAGAGAGUAAUGCUUUGGCAUCACCGGUUGGAGAAGCUACCAAUAGCAAGUUCCUCCAGAGCGUUGGCUUCAACCCCUUUCAGGAGAGAGCAAAUCAGGUCGUUACUUAUGAGUGGGCCAAAGACAUCUUGUGUGAUUACCAGACGGGAGUCUUGGAGAACUCACCCAAGAUGGUGUUACUGUUCCACUUAAUUGAGGAAAGUGUGAAGCUUGGAGACAAGAUCUUGGUCUUCAGCCAGAGCUUGUCCACGUUAUCUGUCAUUGAAGAGUUUUUGGCAAAGAGACCAAUGCCGAGUCCUCCAGGCUCAGCUGGAGGAGUUCACAACUGGGUUCGAAACAUCAACUAUUACAGACUGGAUGGCAGCACCUCUGCCUCGGAAAGGGAACGACUGAUUAACCAGUUCAAUGACCCCAGCAACACCUCUGUUUGGCUCUUCCUUUUGUCCACACGUGCUGGGUGUUUGGGUGUCAACCUCAUUGGAGCAAACAGAGUGGUGGUGUUUGAUGCUUCUUGGAACCCAUGCCAUGAUGCCCAGGCCGUGUGCCGAGUGUACCGCUACGGGCAGAAGAAGCCAUGCCACAUUUACAGAUUGGUUUCUGAUUACACCCUCGAGAAGAAGAUUUAUGAUCGUCAGAUCUCCAAGCAGGGCAUGUCGGAUCGGGUGGUGGAUGAUCUGAACCCAGUGCUGAAUUUCACCCGACGGGAGGUGGAGAACCUGCUGCAUUUUGUGGAAGAGGAAUCUGACCCUGCUCAGCUCUCCCUCAAUCCAAGCAAGAUGAAGGAGUCUGUUCUACAGUUAGCCUGUCUCAAGUAUCCUCACCUCAUCACCAAGGAGCCUUUUCAACAUGAGUCACUGCUGAUAGACCGGAAGGAGCACAAGCUGACCAAGGCAGAGAAGAAAGCAGCUAAGAAGAGCUAUGAGGAGGAAAAGCGAGCAUCCGUCCCCUACACCCGGCCGUCCUACGCACAGUAUUACCCAGCCAGUGACCAGAGUCUGACGAGCAUCCCUGCCUUUAGUCAGAGGAACUGGCGACCAGCCCUCAAGGGUGAGGACAAGCCAGUGGCAAGCGUCCGCCCAGUUCAAUCCACCCCCAUUCCUAUGAUGCCCCGGCAUGUCCCCAUGGGCAGCACAGGAUCAACCUCAAGUUCCAACCCUGCUGUCAACUUCCCUAUCAACUAUCUACAGCGAGCUGGUGUCUUGGUGCAGAAGAUUGUCACCACCACAGAUAUUGUGAUUCCGGGUACAAAUACAUCCACUGAUGUACAGGCAAGAAUCAGUGCUGGUGAGAGCAUCCACAUCAUCCGAGGGACAAAAGGGACGUAUAUCCGGACCAGCGACGGGCGGAUUUUUGCUAUCCGGACCACUGGGAAGCCAAAGGGCAAUGAAGACCGUCGGACAGCUGCCUCAGGCUCCCAGAGCUCUUCACUGGAGUCCACAAGCAAUGGCAGACACAGUGCCUCAUCACCGCAGCUCCCCAGUGCAGAGGAGCUCACUCGGCCCAUAUCCCCCGACAGCCCCGAGAUCAUCAGCGAGCUGCAGCAGUACGCGGAGGCAGCAGCUGCCCGGGAGUCCCGGCACAGCUCUCCCAGCACCAACGCAGUGCAAGGCCACCCUGCUCGCACAGACAAUGCGCCUGGCUUAGCAGCCCGAGGAGCCGAGCAGCGCGUGGGGAUUCACUGUAUGGCUCCCUCUGUGUCUUCAGCCCUGCCGGCCACCAGCCAGCAUGUUGAUGCCCACUCAGUGUUGGACUUACGGGGCAACAAGCGCAAGUCGACCUCACCGUCGGCUCCAGAGGAGCAAGCCCGCAGGCAGCAGAAGAAGCGCCAGUUGCCAUCGUCCGUGCAGCCGUACGAACACGGGUACCCCGUCUCUGGUGGGUUCGCCAUGCCUCCUGUCUCUUUAAACCACAACCUAACCCAUCCAUUUGCCUCCCAACCAGGAAACUCCUUGUACAUGGGCACUGGCUCCUCUUACUACCAGCUGCCCAAUUUACUCCCAGACCCUCAUCUGGUGUUCCCUGUGACUACUGACCCUCUGCUGACAGCCGGCACCGCCAGCUCUUCUGCUGCUACCUCAGCCACCGCCAGCGUCCCCUCAUUCAUGCUAAACCCUUCUCUGACGGGGGUGCUGCCCAAUUACUCGCUUCCCUUCACACAGUCACUCCUGCCCGAGCCCAGGAUGUUUGCUCCUUUCCCAGCCCCCGUCUUGCCUAGCAGCCUUCCCAGGAGCAUGGCAUCUGCCUACCCUGGCUACAUGUCCCCUCACUCGGGCUACCCGGCUGGGGGCCUCCUUCGGUCCCAGGUGCCUCAGUUUGAACCCCAGGAGGUCCCAGAGGUGGGAUGCAGCUCUAAUGACGAGGACAAAGACGACGAUGUUAUAGAGAUCACAGGGAAAUAAUGGGCCCAGCUCCUGCUUGGUCUCAGCUCUGCCAGGAGGCAAAAAUUGCAGGACCUUUUUGGGAGUCAGGAUUUCCCCUCUGGGCCACAGCAGUGGGUGGAGAAGGAUGCGAAGGGUGUGGCAUGGGGGUUGUUUUGUUCUUUUCAUUUUGUUUUGUCGUUUUUUAGCUGUCAAGGAUCUGAAUUGUAUUAGGGGCUGGGAGAUGGGAGGGGGAUAGAGUGGACCUGCGAGGGCUAGGGGAGCAAGAGCCAGGGGAGGAGGGAAGCAGCAAUGCAAAAAACAUAGGAGUGCCUCCCUCCCACGCUCUGUCUGUCUGUCUGUCUCUGUUCUCUGUCUUGUCUGGAAGGGGGAAGCUUGGUGGUGCGAGUCACUGCCCUUCUCAGGCCUGGAGGCAUGGGCUUGACCACUGGCAGGGCCGAGCUCCCUCUCACACGAACUGCCUUAUCUGUGAACUUCUCUCACCCCGGGAGGUGUGGG